GCUGAUGGAAGUGGGACCCGUUCCGAACAACGAGGAAAUGUCGCCGGCCGGUGAGGAAGCCAUUCAAGAAUCAGGAAGCGUCGUUUUCUUGCUCAACAACCUUCCAUUUGACGCUGAUGAUGAUGCCCCUGGGGCUCAGCCUAACCUCCCAUAUCGUAUUGAGAAUCUUGCGGCAACUUACAUCUCGCCACUGGAACAAAUUUUAUCGAGCAAACUUCAUUCUGCUGGGUGUGUACGUGCUGUCUUUGUCAAUUUUGGGCCCAAGGGUUACCAUGAGAUCAAACCCAAUUGGAGCCCUGUAACUCGACCGGCAGAAUUUGAAGCUUUGUUACGUGAGUUAUUCCAAAAUGGAAUGAAAAGGGAUCCUGUGACUAAUGAAGUCCUCUGGCAUAAAAUCACUGACUUGUCAAGUUUAUUGGCUAAUUUGCCUGCAAACUCAAGGAAAAUAGGCUGCUUGCAUGGAGCUACUUCACAAGGCUCAGCUUCAAUCAACUUUCAGGACUACAUUAAAAAUGCUUCUCUUAUGCAUUCUUUUGUUUUUGUGGUAGGCCAAAUUGCCAAUGAGGAGAUUGAGGGAUUCCUUGAUGAAUUUGUGAAAGUUUCUGAAUACGAGCUGGUUCCAACUUAUUGCUUGUCCAGAGUUAUCAAGGCGAUGGAGGACAAAUGGAAUAUUUGAAUAAACCAUUUUGCUCUAAAUUGUUGACAAUCUUCUGUUUGAUCGUGUGGUGUAAACGUCAACACAAUUGAACUAGCUGAUCAUU
This is a messenger RNA of Prosopis cineraria, 761 nucleotides long. RefSeq lists its product as uncharacterized. Lineage: Eukaryota; Viridiplantae; Streptophyta; Magnoliopsida; Fabales; Fabaceae. The transcript has 7 exons. The coding region runs from base 5 to 676 and encodes 223 amino acids. The record is from RefSeq and is a predicted model, not a curated record. Gene Ontology annotation, cellular component: small-subunit processome; nucleolus. Gene Ontology annotation, molecular function: rRNA binding; rRNA (pseudouridine) methyltransferase activity. Gene Ontology annotation, biological process: rRNA base methylation.